UUUAAACAGAAGGUAUGUAUGAAGUUUCAACAGCUGCUUUAAAAAUGAAUUAAUACAUGGCUCAUAGCAGGUGUUCAAGUCUUACUAGUUCCUCUCCCUCUUUCCCUAACACUGCCUAUCCUGGGGAUAUUUAAAAAGCUUUGGGCACUGACCCGAACUCUAGGGUACACACGUGUCUUAUUUGGUCUCUCUGCAGUGACAUGCACACUAUGGUGGAGAACCACACCCAAGUCACCUGGUUCUGCCUGCUGGGACUUACAGAGCAGGAGGAGCUCAAAGGCAUCUUCUUUGUGCUCUUCCUGCUCAUAUAUUCAGUCACUGUCAUGGGCAACCUGGGAAUGAUCACUCUGAUCCAUGCAGAACCACAGCUCCACACCCCCAUAUACUUAUUCCUGGGUGUCCUCUCCUUCAUAGACUCCUCGUUUUCCAUGGUGGACACCCCCAGGCUGCUGGAGAGCUUCCUCAUCUCAAGCCAAUCCAUCUUCUUUGCAAGCUGUGUGGUCCAGAUGGCCCUCAUGACCCUCCAUGGUACUGCUGAGUGUCUGCUCCUGGCCAUCAUGGCCUAUGACCAAUUCACCGCUAUCUGCCACCCUCUCCUCUGUCACACUAUUAUGUCCCAACAUCUGUGUGUCCUGCUGGUGGUGACCUCCUAUACUGUUUCUGUUGCCAAUUCAGCUUUGCUGACUGGGUGCAUCUUUAAACUGCCCUACUGUGGCCCCAAUGUCAUUAACCAGUAUUUCUGUGGCAUCCCUCCUGUGCUUCAUCUUGCCUGCGUAGAUACUACUGAGGGUGAGACCAUUAUCUUCUCAUCGUGUGUCUUGCUCAUCCUCUUUACCACCACCAUUAUCCUAGUCUCCUAUGCCUACAUCCUGGUGCCCAUUUGCAGGAUGCGCUCCCUGCAGGCCCAGAGCAAAGCUCUCUCCACCUGUGCCUCCCACCUCACCAUCAUCUGCUUCUUCUAUAGCACCAUCACCUUCACGUAUGCUCAGCCAAGCUCUCACAAUUCCAUGGAACACAACAAGGUCAUGUCUGUCUUCUAUACUGUGAUCAUCCCCAUGCUGAACUCUCUGAUCUACAGCCUGAGGAAUAGAGAUAUAAAAUAUGCUUUGAAGAGGAGAUGCCUGUGA
Cercocebus atys (sooty mangabey) is the source of this 1127-nucleotide messenger RNA. RefSeq names its product olfactory receptor 476-like. The coding region runs from base 201 to 1127 and encodes 308 amino acids. NCBI's taxonomy places the organism in Eukaryota, Metazoa, Chordata, Mammalia, Primates, Cercopithecidae. Gene Ontology annotation, biological process: G protein-coupled receptor signaling pathway; sensory perception of smell. Gene Ontology annotation, molecular function: odorant binding; olfactory receptor activity; G protein-coupled receptor activity. The transcript has a single exon. Gene Ontology annotation, cellular component: membrane. The record is from RefSeq and is a predicted model, not a curated record.